AUGCAGGGAAACCUAGACGUCACAGCUGCCUCUGUCGAGCCGCUUGCUUCUACGCAGAGUAGCGAGGCUCGGCAAGUCCCUCGGGUGGACUUUCAACACCUGCGCCACCACCUCAACAAGCUGUCGCGCUCGAGGGCCCCUAGUCCACUGAAGGACAUCUUCAGGUAUAUGGGCCUCGACGGCAUGCUUAGUCUCGCUGGAGGGCUUCCUCAUCCCGAAAUGUUCCCCUUCCUGUCAAUGAACGUCUCUGCAUACGACUCCGACACGCGACUGGCAACCACUUCUGAUAUCGCCUCUAUUCGGACAACUGAUGUUACUGUACCAAAGAAUGCGGAUGGGCUGCAUAGCACCAACCUGGCAACUACACUCCAGUACGGCGACGCCAGAGGCCUUGCCGCUCUGACGAGCACGAUCAAGCGGUUCGUCGAGAGGCUUUACAAGCCCGCCUACAGCAACUACGAGAUAGUUCUGUCGCACGGCAGUACAGACGCCUGGAAUAAGGUCGUCUCGCUCUUCGUCGAGUUUGGAGAUACCAUACUUGUCGAGGGGCAAACCUAUCCUUCUAGCCAAACUGUCUGGAUCCCUAUGGGCUGCGUCAGCGCUCCGGUGACGCUCGACAAGGACGGUAUAGUGCCCGAUGCGUUGGAUGAACUGCUCGUGAACUGGGAGAGGACCCAUCCCGAACAGAAGAAGCCGCGCCUUUUAUACUGCAUUCCCGCAGGACAGAACCCGACGGGCUCCACUCUCACCGCCGAGCGCAAAGCAAAGAUUUACGAGAUCUGCGUGCGCCACGACAUCAUCAUAUGCGAAGACGACCCAUACUAUUUCUUGCAAUUCCCAACCUACGAUCCGCAGGCGCGAAGUGGACCGCCGGCAGACGCGGAUGCGCCAGUCAACAUUCCUGCCUUCCUCGAGUCGCUCGAACCGUCCUUCCUGAAGUAUGACUACGACGGGCGAGUGGUCAGGCUUGACACCUUCAGCAAGACGCUUGCCCCCGGCUUCCGCGUCGGUUGGGUCGUCGCGAACUCCUUGUUCUCGGAGCGGCUCAUCCGAGCGAACGAGGCGCUCACUCAGACGCCUUCUGGAUGGAGCCAGGCAAUCGUGACGGAGUUACUGGCCACCUGGGGCGAUGACGGUUACUUGACCUGGGUCAAACAUCUGCGUGAUACAUACACUGCUCGACGCAACUGGAUGUGCGGUUUCCUAGACAGAUACUUCGACGUCGACUGGAACUCUAUGUCAGCCGACGGUGUCCCGGUGUAUCUCAAGCAAACUACCGGGCGCUGUCAGGGACCCGUCAUCUUCAAGUUCGUCCCUCCGAGGGCCGGCAUGUUCGUGUGGCUGACCAUUCCACUCGACGGUAACGCCCACUUCCAACGAAUCUUGGCGUCAUCGGAUGGCGGAUCGGACGCGCAGUCGCCCGAGGCUAAGUGGACGACAGAGGUCUGGGAGAAGCUUGCAGAGGCCCGGGUCCUUCUGACUCCCGGCACCUACUACACGCCUUGGCAAGGACAUGAGAAGGCGGGGCAGUCAGAUACCCCUGGGGUCGCCUUCUUCCGCAUGUCCUUCUCCUUGAUGACGAGGGACAACAUGGACGAAGCCAUCCAGCGCGUAGAGAGAGUCUUCAGAGAGGAAUGGACAACGUGA
Molecule: messenger RNA, 1647 nt
Organism: Schizophyllum commune H4-8
Lineage: Eukaryota; Fungi; Basidiomycota; Agaricomycetes; Agaricales; Schizophyllaceae
Product: PLP-dependent transferase
Exons: 9
Coding region: 1-1647 (548 amino acids)
Biological process (GO): biosynthetic process
Molecular function (GO): pyridoxal phosphate binding; transaminase activity
Source: RefSeq, a predicted model, not a curated record